Messenger RNA from Racocetra persica, 571 nucleotides. The record is from the annotation of a GenBank genome assembly. Lineage: Eukaryota; Fungi; Glomeromycota; Glomeromycetes; Diversisporales; Gigasporaceae.
UCUCGUGAAGACAAGUUUAAAAAAACUGGUACUCCAAUUUGUAAAUUAUAUCAAGUUCAACAUUGGUACUAUUCAGUUGAUACUUGUACAAAUUGCUGUUUAAUAAAUAAAUAUAAUGAUAUUGUAUGUGAUUAUUGUAAAGCAAAUAAUAUUGAAUAUACUUUACCAAAAGAAAUUACUAGUCUAUUUGAAUUUGGUGAAUUUAGAGAAAUUGAAAAGAAAUAUACUAAAAAGAGAAAACUAGAUAUAAAUGAAUUGAAAGCUAAUGAACAUUCUAGCAAAAUAGAUAGUAAUGAAAUGUUGUUAGAUAAUAAAACUCCUCUUGAAAUUUUUAAAGAAAAUAAAAACAAAAUACCAUAUUGUUCAGAAAAAUCUGGUUUAGUUACUGAAUUAUUUUCUAGAGAUAAAGGAGAAUUAUAUGCUAAUAAACCAACAAAACAACAAAAUAAUUGGUGGAAUAGAUAUGAAGGUCAACAAGCGGUUCUUCUUGAGUUUUAUACAAAGAUUAAUUGGAACGAUAUGAUAAAUAUGUUGAAUGAUACACCAUAUGAUGUGGAAAUAAAACACAAAG